Molecule: messenger RNA, 7392 nt
Organism: Apis laboriosa (Himalayan honeybee)
Lineage: Eukaryota; Metazoa; Arthropoda; Insecta; Hymenoptera; Apidae
Gene: Dscam1
Product: Down syndrome cell adhesion molecule-like protein Dscam2
Exons: 30
Coding region: 115-6186 (2023 amino acids)
Biological process (GO): axon guidance; homophilic cell-cell adhesion; dendrite self-avoidance
Cellular component (GO): plasma membrane; axon
Molecular function (GO): cell-cell adhesion mediator activity
Source: RefSeq, a predicted model, not a curated record
CGGACCUAGAGUGUUCGUUCUAUUCGUUGUACCGGUGUGGUCAGCGUGUAUCUUUACGAUUUGAUCGUCGUGUCGUCGGUGAGAAUCAGUGCGAUCAAGGAAGACAGGAUCAGAAUGUGGCUCGAUCCUCCAGGAGGAGGGUGUAAUAUACCCACGUAUCUAACGACGAUGCUACUCUUGGCUGUUCUGGCAAUGACGAACGUGGCUUGCGCCGAGGAUGAAUCCAUGGGACCGGUAUUCGUAAAGGAACCACCAAAUCGAGUCGACUUCUCGAACGGAACCGGAGCUGUCGUCGAAUGCCAGGCAAGAGGAAACCCCCAACCGGAUAUCAUUUGGGUUCGUGCUGACGGAAGCGCUGUUGGGGAUGUUCCUGGACUCAGACAGGUCUUACCGAACGGAAAUUUGGUCUUCCCCCCUUUCCGCGCCGAGGAUUACCGUCAAGAGGUUCAUGCUCAGGUUUACAGCUGUCUGGCGCGUUCCCCAGCAGGUUCAGUUCACAGCCGAGAUGUUAACGUGAGAGCCGUCGUCACGCAGCCGUAUCAGCCGGAAAUUCUCACCGAGUACGUGAUCAGGGGGAACAGCGCGAUAUUGAAGUGCAGCAUCCCGAGUUACAUAGCGGAGUUCGUUACGGUCGAGGCGUGGAUCAGGGAGGACGGAGAAGUAUACAUACCGGAGGAUCCAGCUGUCGGCCAGCAUGAUGGAAAAUACUUGGUACUGCCUUCCGGAGAGCUUCACAUCCGCGAUGUUGGACCCGAGGACGGAUACAAGACCUAUCAAUGCCGCACCAAGCAUAGACUUACCGGAGAGACGAGGCUGUCGGCUACCAAGGGACGACUCGUCAUUACCGAACCUGUUGGAAGCAAGGCGCCAGCCUUUGCCGGGGAUCAAAAACUUUCUCUGUUGGUGCGACGAGCGAACACGGACGUUAGUCUUCCUUGCAAUGCCCAGGGACAUCCUACUCCUGUGUAUAGAUGGUACAAGUUCAUCGAGGGCUCGUCCCGCCGUCAACCAGUCCAAUUGAACGAGCGCGUCCGCCAGGUUAGCGGGACACUGAUCAUCCGCGAAGCGCGUGUCGAGGAUUCGGGCAAAUAUCUUUGCAUCGUGAACAACUCGGUGGGCGGGGAGAGCGUGGAGACGGUGCUCACCGUGACGGCGCCGUUGGGGGCUGAGAUCGAGCCGAGCACCCAGACGAUCGACUUCGGCAGGCCUGCAACAUUCACUUGCAACGUGAGAGGGAACCCGAUCAAGACCGUCUCCUGGCUCAAGGACGGGAAACCGCUUGGAUUGGAGGAGGCGGUGUUAAGGAUCGAGAGCGUGAAGAAGGAGGACAAGGGGAUGUACCAGUGCUUCGUCAGAAACGACCAGGAAAGCGCCCAGGCGACGGCAGAGCUCAAACUCGGUGGACGAUUCGAACCCCCGCAGAUUCGCCAGGCAUUCGCCGAGGAGACGCUUCAACCGGGGCCGAGCAUGUUCCUCAAGUGCGUAGCGAGCGGCAACCCGACCCCCGAGAUCACCUGGGAACUCGAUGGCAAACGUUUGUCCAACACGGAGAGGCUUCAGGUUGGCCAAUACGUGACGGUGAACGGCGACGUGGUCUCCCAUCUGAACAUAUCCAGCACUCACACGAACGACGGUGGACUGUACAAAUGCAUCGCAGCUUCGAAGGUCGGAUCAGCGGAACACUCGGCACGUCUCAACGUCUACGGUCUCCCCUUCAUUCGCCACAUGGACAAAAAGGCCAUAGUAGCCGGUGAAACUCUUCGCGUCACUUGCCCGGUUGCCGGAUAUCCGAUCGAGAGCAUCGUGUGGGAGCGGGACACGAGGGUGUUGCCGAUCAACAGGAAGCAAAAAGUCUUCCCCAACGGGACCCUUAUCAUCGAGAACGUGGAGAGGAUGAGCGACCAGGCUACCUACACGUGCGUCGCGAGAAACGCUCAAGGUUACAGCGCCAGAGGAACGUUGGAAGUUCAAGUGAUGGUGGGGCCCCAAUUGGCCCCGUUCACGUUCGGUGACGAGGCAGCCAACGCGGGGGAGAUGGCCACCGUUCAGUGCGCCGUGAUCAAGGGCGAUCUGCCGGUGAGGAUCGCUUGGUCACUGAACGGUAGGCGUAUCGACGCAGGCCGCGCUUCAGCCGAGCAGAGUCACGACACCCCCGACAUCGUGGUGACGAGGAGUAGUAAACGGAUCAGCACGCUCACCAUAGACUCGGUGGCCGCGAGACACGCGGGCGAGUACUCGUGCACAGCGACCAACGAGGCCGGAUCCGCAACGCACGUCUCGGUCCUCUCCGUAAACGUACCACCCCGCUGGAUCCUGGAACCAACCGACAAGGCAUUCGCUCAAGGCUCUGACGCUCGCGUCGAAUGCAAAGCCGACGGUUUCCCCAAGCCCCAGGUCACGUGGAAGAAGGCCGCUGGGGAUACGCCGGGCGAUUACACCGACUUGAAAUUGAGCAAUCCGGACAUCAGCGUGGAGGACGGUACCCUGUCGAUCAACAACAUUCAAAAGACGAACGAAGGUUACUAUCUCUGCGAGGCUGUGAAUGGAAUCGGCGCAGGACUCUCGGCUGUCAUCUUCAUCUCGGUUCAAGCUCCACCCCACUUCGAGAUCAAACUGAAGAACCAGACCGCACGACGAGGGGAACCGGCCGUGUUGCAAUGCGAGGCCCAAGGCGAGAAACCGAUCGGCAUCCUGUGGAACAUGAACAACAAGAGGCUGGACCCGAAGAGCGAUUCCCGUUACACCAUUCGGGAGGAAAUAUUGGCGAACGGCGUGCUGUCCGACCUGAGCAUCAAGAGAACCGAAAGAAGCGACUCCGCCCUCUUCACCUGCGUGGCGACCAACGCUUUCGGAAGCGACGACACAAGUAUCAACAUGAUCGUGCAAGAGGUACCCGAGGUUCCGUACGGUUUGAAGGUGUUGGACAAAUCUGGACGCUCGGUCCAACUUUCCUGGGCAGCGCCGUACGACGGGAACAGUCCGAUCAAGCGUUACGUAAUCGAGUACAAGAUCAGCAAAGGCUCGUGGGAGACCGAUAUCGACCGAGUUCUGGUGCCAGGAUCCCAACAGAACGUAGCGGGCGUGUUCAAUCUCAGGCCAGCCACCACCUAUCACCUUAGAAUCGUAGCCGAGAACGAAAUAGGCGCGUCCGACCCGUCCGACACAGUCACCAUCAUCACCGCCGAAGAGGCGCCCAGCGGCCCACCAACCUCCAUCCGCGUCGACGACCUCGAUCAGCACACCCUCAAGGUAACAUGGAAACCGCCCCCUCGCGAGGAUUGGAACGGCGAGAUUCUUGGAUACUACGUUGGCUACAGGCUCUCCUCCUCCGAGAAACCGUACAUGUUCGAAACCGUGGACUUUUCGAAGGAGGACGGAAAGGAGCACCACUUGCAGAUCAUGAACCUGAAGACGUAUACCCAGUACAGCGUGGUCGUUCAAGCGUUCAACAAAGUAGGAUCGGGACCGAUGAGCGAGGAGCGGAGGCAGCACACCGCCGAAGGCGUACCCGAGCAACCCCCUCACGACACCACUUGCACCACCUUGACCUCCCAGACCAUCAGGAUCUCCUGGAUGUCGCCACCCCUCAGCGCCGCGAAUGGAGUUAUCACCGGAUACAAGGUCAUCUACGGACCCUCCGACACCUGGUACGACGAGAACACCAAGGACACCAAGAUCACCUCCUCGAGCGAGACCAUUUUGCACGGAUUGAAGAAGUACACGAACUACAGCAUGCAAGUCUUGGCUUUCACUUCUGGCGGCGAUGGUGUCAAGUCCGCGCCUAUUCACUGCCAAACCGAACAGGAUGCCCCCGAAGCGCCUAUCGCGAUCAAGGCUCUCGUCAUGUCGUCCGAAUCGAUCCUGGUUUCGUGGAGGCCGCCUAGCCAACCGAAUGGCGUCAUCACCCAGUACACCGUGUACACGAAGGCUGACAACGCGGAGGAGCCGACCAGCCAGAAGGUGCCGCCCAAUCAGCUCACUCACGAGGCAUCCGAAUUGGACAAGACGCGCAGAUACGACUUCUGGGUGACCGCGAGCACGAACAUCGGCGAGGGGGAGGCUUCGAAGAUCGUCGCAUUGGCGCCCAGCGUUCGAGUCCCGGCAAAGAUCGCAUCGUUCGACGACAAAUUCACGGCUACCUACAAGGAGGACGUGAAAUUACCCUGCUUGGCCGUUGGUGUACCCGCGCCCGAAGUGACGUGGAAAGUGCGAGGCGCCGUUCUCCAAUCUAGCGACAGACUGCGACAAUUGCCCGAAGGAUCCCUGUUCAUCAAGGAAGUGGACCGCACCGACGCCGGGGAAUACUCCUGCUACGUGGAGAACACGUUCGGCCACGAUACCGUCACCCACCAAUUGAUCGUGCACGCUCCCCCUCACUCGCCCCAAAUCACCCUUACCGCGACCACCACCAACUCGUUGACGAUGAAGGUGCGCCCCCACCCCACCGACAACGCCCCGAUCCACGGAUACACGAUCCACUACAAACCGGAAUUCGGCGACUGGGACACGGCGCAGAUCAGCUCCACGGUGCAGAAGUACACUUUGGAGAAUCUGUUGUGCGGCUCGAGAUACCAGAUCUACGUAACCGCGUACAACGGAAUUGGAACCGGCGAUCCAUCCGACAUGCUCAACACCCGCACCAAAGGCUCGAAACCGAUCAUCCCCGAGGCGGCAAGGUUCAUCGAGGUGGCUACGAACAGCAUCACUCUGCACUUGAACGCUUGGUCGGACGGUGGCUGCCCCAUGAUCUACUUCGUGGUCGAGCACAAGAAGAAGAACCAACAGGAAUGGAACCAGGUGUCGAACAACGUUAAACCGGGCGGAAACUUCGUCGUUCUGGAUUUGGUCCCUGCCACGUGGUACCACCUGCGCGUCACCGCCCACAAUAACGCCGGAUUCGCGGUUGCCGAGUACGAAUUCGCAACACUGACCGUAACCGGAGGUACGAUCGCGCCCCCCGUGCGGAACGGCGACAACGACAGCACGGACGUGAGGCGUUAUUUCCCUUGGUUACCCGGCUGGCUGGACGUGAACGUGGUUGUGCCGGUCGGAGCAACGAUCGUCGUCAUUAUUGUAGGGAUAGUGGUGAUUUGCGUCGCCUUGUCUAGGAGAACUCGGGGCCCGGAACAAACGCGGCUGCGAGGUAUCUCAUCAGCCGACGAGAAAUAUUACGAGGGACAAUACGACGUGGUGUACCAGCAAACCGGGGUGGGCGGAGCAACUCUCGACAAACGAAGGCCCGACCUCCGCGACGAGCUUGGAUACAUCGCCCCGCCCAACCGUAAAUUGCCCCCUGUACCCGGAUCCAAUUAUAACACCUGCGAUCGCAUCAAGCGAGGUACAGUGAUAAGUGGGACAGGCUCGAUAAGAAGCCACUCGACGUGGGAUCCAAGACGACAUAUGUACGAAGAAUUGAAUCAUUGCGCGCCGAACCGAAGAUGUCCACCGCCACCUCGCAUGGGCAGUGCCGAGGGUCUAUCCCACAGAGGCAUGGAAGACGAGAUCUGCCCCUACGCCACCUUCCACCUUCUUGGAUUCCGCGAGGAGAUGGACCCAAGCAAGGCCAUGCAAUUCCAGACCUUCCCACACCCAGGCAACGGACACUCGGGCACCAUGGGACCACCCGUUGGACAUCCUACCAACGCUUCUGCCCACAGCCGCUCCGGAUCUCAAUCCAUGCCGCGUCAAAACGGUCGCUACUCCCGAGUACCGUCCCAAGGAGGCGGAAGCGGAACCCACAACGUCUUCUCCCCCGAAUACGACGACCCGGCCAACUGCGCACCCGAGGAGGAUCAAUACGGCUCUCAAUACGGACAGUACGGCGCUCCCUACGACCACUACGGAUCCCGCGGCUCCGUCGGACGUCGUAGCGUAGGAUCGGCUCGCAAUAUCCCCGUCUCUGGAUCACCGGAACCGCCCCCACCCCCGCCAAGGAACCACGACCAGAACAACUCGAGUUUCAACGACAGCAAGGAGAGCAACGAGAUCAGCGAGGCAGAGUGCGACCGCGACCAACUUGUGAACCGCAACUACGGCGUGAAUGCUCGCGGCAAGGACGGCAUGACCACCGAGGAGAUGCGUAAACUCAUAGAGAGGAAGCCAAACGAAGCCCCCAGCCGGCAAACCGGCGCCGGCCACGGCGGUCACGGGGGACUCCUCACACCCUACGAUACUGUGGCAGUGUAACCUGUAAAUCAUCCUCCGUGGUCUUCCGUCUCUUUCUCUCUCUCUCUCUCUCUUUUUCUCUCUCUCUCCGUCACCAGAAGAACUCGAGAGAAGUGGAAAGAAUGCGCAACGCUGACUCUUCCCCCGGUGCUGUCGUCGGUCCAAAAUUGCAACGAUUUGUAUCAGGAGUAUCACCAUCGAUCGCGUCGAUAGAUAAAUAGAUAGAUAUAUAGAUAGAUAGAUAGAUAGAUUCGGCCCAAUUAUAUUACAGGAGCACACUCGUCGUUUUCGCAUACGGGAACGAUCGAUCGACCGCAACGACAUUAUCGACCGACGAUAUUUGCCUCCCGAAGGGACAAACCGUCUUCUUCGUCUUUCGACCAUUCUUCCCUUCCUUCCAACCUUUUUGGCCUUUUUCUACUUCGAUCUCGCGUCUUUUCUCUCACUCGUACGUAUAGCUCACUCGUUCUUGCUCAAUUGUCCUAACGAUAUUGGAAGGCCAGAUUUACGAAACUGCCAAAUUGAUUGACUGCCGUUCCAGGCGAGAGGAUGAUCGCUGCUCUUGAGGGGCAACAUACCGUUCGUCGUUUCUGUCGCGAAUUAAUACUGAAUAAAUACGAGUAUAGUCCUGUCGCAAGAAAAAAAAAAAAAAAAAAAAAAGAAAAAGAAAAAGGAAAAGAAAGAAAGAAAAGGAAAAAAGGAAGAGAAACGAACAUACCCGGCGUGUUCGUCCACGUUGAAAAAUGGCUAGAAAUCCGAUCCGCGACGCGUGCUCUCGGCGACGGUGCGUUUCCACGAGGAGGGGAGGGGAAGGGGGGAUUGUUUGGCGGGAUGUCCUAGGUUACGAAUUGUCGCUUCCAAGCGCCCCCACGAGUCACGGGAAGUACACACGAGAUAUACGUUAGUUUACUCGCUUUUUAAGUCAUGGUUGUGCCACACUGCCGCUCCCCGCAGGCAUAUGAUAUUAUACAUAUACAUACAUACAUAUAUAUGAUAAUAUUAUACAUAUAUAUACGAUUUAUAAUUUCGUAACGAAGGUUGUGUCCCUGUCUUUUGGUGAUCGACGAUCUUUUGAGUCUCGACGUCGCGGAGAGCAAGUCUAGAGUGCACUGUUUUUGCGACAGUGUCGCAGAGAGUGCGUCGUCGUCGUCGUCGUCGUAGCAAUAGUUAGAGACCAGGUCGCAUCCGAUGCCGUGGUGGCGUCCAAUCGAUAACUUCUUCCGCCGC